Fundulus heteroclitus (mummichog) is the source of this 1288-nucleotide messenger RNA. RefSeq lists its product as uncharacterized. The transcript has 2 exons. The coding region runs from base 62 to 1288 and encodes 408 amino acids. NCBI's taxonomy places the organism in Eukaryota, Metazoa, Chordata, Actinopteri, Cyprinodontiformes, Fundulidae. The record is from RefSeq and is a predicted model, not a curated record.
AGUAUCAACUAAUGUCAAGUUUAAUAACCCAUGUUCAUUGGAGCCUGAGGUUAAUGUAAAAAUGUCACUAAAAGGGAUUUGGCAGGAGGACAACGCCACUGAUUUGUUAAAUGUGCCACUGUUGGAUUUCUCCUUACAGGGAGAAACGCAUGCUGAAGAAGACAUGGUUGAUAAUAAUGGGUUAUAUCAUUCUACUGAAGAAGCAGAAUUUGCCAGGAGACAGAGAACACCACGCACUCGUGGUGUGGGAAGAAAUUUAAAGGAUAGCUUUCACAGCAUGCAUUCAAUGACAACUCGUUCUCAAGGUCCCACUAGAGUGCAGAUGCCUAUAUUACAAAAUAAUGUGGGCACAGAAAACUAUGUCCCUUAUUCAUUUGGAGAUGUACAAGCCCUGGUGGACAAAUUGCCUAGUAUUGCAGCUGGUGGCAGAUUGUGGCUUGCCGAACUUGAUAAUCUAACUAAAGGAACUAAACUGGCUUUGGGUGAUUUUAGAGCUGUUCUAGGCCGUUGUGUUCCUGCUUCAACUGCAGAUGACAUUGAAUAUGAAGCUCGAACAUCCAAUAUUGGAGAUGAAACUUUAUUCUCUUCAGUUAUCACUCGUUUGGGGAACGCCAUUAGAGAGCAUUUCCCAUUAUCAACUCCUGCAGCGGUUCCCAAGUUUGACUGGGAUCCCUUACAGCAUCCAAAGGAUUUCAUUACUCAAGCUGAAGAGAGUUGGAUUAAACACACAGGUGUAAAUCCAAAAGGGGAUAGUUCUAACUUGGGUGAAUUAUUCAGGGAAGCUGUCCUGAAAGGUGUGCCUCCUUUGGUGUCACAGCUGAUGAAACAGAAUCCUGAGAUGCCUGGUUGUGAGUAUGCCCGCUGGGAAAAACAUCUUGUACACCAUUUGCAUGUUGCUCAGGAUGUAGAGAAGAAGAAAAAACAAGAGAAAGAGGAUAUUCAUGAUCAAUUAAUCAAAUUGCAAUUAUUAGAUGCUAAACGGCAGGUGAAUCAACGUAAACAAGAAAAAACUGAACAUGUUAUGGUUUCGGCAGUUGCAUCACCUGGGGCUCCAUCCCCGAUGGUGACACCUCAGUUUAAUCCAAUGCAAGGGGGAGGGAUCCCCCCUCCUGUUUUCUAUCCUCCAUGUAAUUACAGAUCUGCGGGUUCUGCGCGUGGAUUCGGAUUGCGAUUUGGUGGACGGCGUGGACGGUCAGGAGGUGAGAUUGUGCCACCGAACCCUAAUAUGGCCCCGCCUCCGCAAGGUCAGUACCCCCAGGUCGGAGAAAACUUUUAUGGACAAUUUUGA